Fusarium fujikuroi IMI 58289 is the source of this 1185-nucleotide messenger RNA. RefSeq lists its product as uncharacterized. NCBI's taxonomy places the organism in Eukaryota, Fungi, Ascomycota, Sordariomycetes, Hypocreales, Nectriaceae. The record is from RefSeq and is a predicted model, not a curated record. The transcript has 2 exons. Bases 1 to 1185 code for a protein of 394 amino acids.
AUGACGUGCAUUUCAUACAUCAUCGACCCGGACGGUGAUGUCGAGCUUCUGCUCAAACGGCCAAACAGUCAGCAACUCGUCCCCUGUAUUCCCACCGACGAACAUGACGAGGAUACUGAGGAUCCUAUGAAUGAACCCACAGUCGCUCGUGGUGUCCUAGAUGCAAGAUAUCACGUAUUUGAUGAUCUUCUUUUUCCUUCCGAAGCUGAAGAUCCCAGUACAACAAAGCCUCGCUGGAGAUUCAGUGCCCUCCUGAACCUCAUCGAAACUCCAAGCACUCCCAAGGUUACAACUCCUCCCGAGGAUGAAGUCCGCCUGAGGGUGUCUUCACGCCAUCUCAUUCUAGCCUCUCGUUGCUUUCGCUCCUCGCUCGAUGGGCCCUGGAGCGAGGUAUCAACAACUUCUUCUUCCUUCGGAAAGCCUCUCCGUCAAGUCAUGGCCUGGGAUUGGGAUGCGGUGGCCUUUGCUAUCGUUCUAGAUAUCGUACACGGUCGACAUGGGGCUGUGCCUCGCAUCGUCGAUCUCAAGCUCAUGGCUCAAAUUGCAACCAUAGUCGAUUUCUAUGGAUUCCAUGAGGCCGUGAAGAUCUUUUCCGAAGUUUGGUAUAAGAACAUCUGUAUCGAGCUGAAGGACGAGUACUCUCGUGAGGCUCUCGUGUGGCUCUCUGUUUCUUGGGUCUUCCCCAACCAGGAACCUUUUGAUAGAGCGACUCGGGCUAUCCUCAAGCACAUGGAAGGCCCUCAGCCGAGUACCGAUAAUCUUCCAAUCCACAGGGUUCUACCCAAGAUCGACGACAAACGACAAGAACUUAUCAAAAAAAUCGUGACAGAACUUCACAGGCUUCAUAACACUCUCCCAAACUCAGAUUUUCUCUGUGACUGGCACAAGUACAAUUCCCCGGCGUGCCACUCUAUCGCGCUGAGCAUUUUGAAGCGAGAACUGCAACGUCUCGCAUCAAGUGACCGCCCCCUUGUGCCCCCUUUCAACGGUUACAGUGUCACGAGCAUGAUUCAAUUGGUCAACGACAUACCUGAGUCGAUUGCUGCUACGACCGAGGGGUAUGACCACUAUCACGAUGUGUCAGUGUGCAGUGUCAGGGGCAGAAUGAGGCAUGUUCUUGGAGAAGUCAGGGCUGAGAUGAAUUCCUGGACUCUUGAUCUGGAUAUGGAUGUUGGAGGUGUUUGA